Messenger RNA from Macroventuria anomochaeta, 1202 nucleotides. RefSeq lists its product as uncharacterized. The transcript has a single exon. The record is from RefSeq and is a predicted model, not a curated record. NCBI's taxonomy places the organism in Eukaryota, Fungi, Ascomycota, Dothideomycetes, Pleosporales, Didymellaceae. The coding region runs from base 86 to 1069 and encodes 327 amino acids.
AAGGAAACCUCGUCCCUUCUUACAGCUUGGCAAUUCCGAGACGACAUAUUGGAACAAUCUCUUUACUGAGAAGCUCUCAUAAGCUAUGCCACCACGACGACGUAGAGGUCCCACUUGGGGUCUCUUAGAUCCAGGAGCGAUACUCAACGGCUCUGAAGCGCCUAAACUUCUCGGUCGCAUCGUGGUAGAUUUAGACUUUCCACUGUCCGGCUAUGUUCCGGAGAACCCCAAAGAGAUUCUGGGCGCGUUCGAGGAGCCAAUGGAAGUCACCAGCUGCGAUGUUCAACAGCAAAUUUCUGCAUCGACCUCAACUCAGGUGCAGGCCCGGAUAACUCAACUUUUUGGUAUCGAGGCAGCGAAGCAGCAACAAGCCGGGAGGCAGGUCGGGGCGCAUACGGUUAUCACUCGACUCCUAAGGCAACAUUACGAUUACUACGACACACUCAUAGCCAAGCAUCGUAGUGACGUUGUUGCUUUGCUAGAGAGACAAGCCAAUAAACGUGGAUACAUGAUCACUGGCAUCAAGAGCUGUGUGGACGCAGAGAUCGAGGCUUCCGCUGGAUCCGGUACAACAACAGGUCUGACCAUGGAGGUUCCCGUGCAGCAAGCGAUAGCUGCCUUUGGCGCCGCAAAUACACUCGGAGACAUGGCCAAUCCUACCGUUACAGUCAACAUCCAGAAUAUGCAUAGCGUUUUGUCACGCUUCGUGGCCAAGGGCGAGCGGAUAUUCUCACUCCAGGUCAGGGAAGUGAGAUACCAAGGUUUUAUCCACAAGGAGCCUCGCAUGAGAGAAAUCAGUCAAUUCAACCCUGACCGAGCUAUGUUCGGAGACCGUAAAGCGAAGGUACCUCUGUACGAGCGAGCACAAUCAAGUCAAAGUGAAGAAAAUGGCGCAGCAGGCAUACUUGAGAAAGAAGCGUUACCUUCCAGUGUCGCUGUGAUUGAGAUGUCUGAUGGUGUUCCAACAAAGUCAAUCGAAGAGACAACAGGCCAGGAGGAAGUCUUGGAGUUGACAGAUGGCAGUAAGGCAGAUGCAGAAAUGACAUUGUUUGCAGAGCUAGCUUUUUAAGGACGUGUCAAAAGUCAUUUACUAGCGUUUAGGUUGCGAAUAUAUCAUGGAUUGUGUUCGACCCUUGCCCUGUAUACAAUCAACUUAUAGACGCCUGCAAAACUUCAAUGCAUCCAGCACCAAAUUGACGUGC